This is a messenger RNA of Micromonas commoda, 1137 nucleotides long. RefSeq lists its product with no specific name. Lineage: Eukaryota; Viridiplantae; Chlorophyta; Mamiellophyceae; Mamiellales; Mamiellaceae. Gene Ontology annotation, molecular function: GTP binding; GTPase activity. The record is from RefSeq and is a predicted model, not a curated record. The transcript has 4 exons. Gene Ontology annotation, biological process: intracellular protein transport; vesicle-mediated transport. Gene Ontology annotation, cellular component: cytoplasm. Bases 98 to 835 code for a protein of 245 amino acids.
CGCUUCGACAAGCAGAUCCCGUAGAGCGGCACUUGCUCGAUAAAAACCAGGGCAGCGUACCUCGAGGAGUAGACGCAGAAAGUCGCGGCCUUGAAACAUGGGUCUUACAUUCACGAAGCUGUUUGCUCGCUUGUUUUCAAAGAAAGAAAUGAGAAUUCUUAUGACCUUCGCCGGCAUCUGUCUACGACGCGUAUUCGGAAGCACUUCGCAUAAACAUGCGCUUGCGUUCCGUGUACCUCAAGUAUUUGCGGAUUACGUGCUCGUUCCACGCGAAUCAUCCAGCAACGAACAAAUACCUUGCCGUGGCCGCAACUCUUCGGAUCUCUGUACGUUGAAAAUCCCGCUUUCUCUUCAGGUUGGCCUCGAUGCAGCCGGAAAGACGACGAUCUUAUACAAGCUCAAGCUCGGCGAAAUCGUUACAACCAUACCCACAAUCGGUUUCAAUGUUGAAACCGUUGAGUACAAGAAUAUUUCUUUUACUGUGUGGGACGUCGGCGGACAAGACAAGAUCCGCCCGCUUUGGAGACACUAUUUCCAAAACACUCAGGGGCUUAUCUUUGUUGUCGAUAGCAACGACCGCGAUCGCGUCUCAGAAGCAAGGGACGAGCUUCAUCGUAUGCUGAACGAGGAUGAGCUUCGCGAUGCCGUGCUGUUAGUUUUUGCCAACAAACAGGAUCUGCCUAAUGCAAUGACUGCCGCAGAAAUAACUGAUAAGCUUGGACUCCACUCCAUCCGCCAGCGCCACUGGUUCAUUCAGUCGACUUGCGCAACAUCUGGUGAAGGCCUCUACGAAGGUUUGGACUGGCUUUCUACGAACAUCGCGAAUGGAAAGUGAAAUUUAAUUAUCACUCGCGGGAAGGGCGUGGAGGUCGUAAGGCUGACCAAAAGAGAGCUAAAAAAUAAGCUUUUGCAUGUCCCAAGCAUCGUUCACUUCAUGUGUGUGUUUUCUGAUACCUGUGCAGUGAGGUGCAGAAAUUCGCUUUCUUUCUAGUAGAUACUCUUUUAUUUACAAGAGAAAUUGCCAGGCUAUCCAGCCAGAUGUACCCUAGAGUCAAGUCAAUGAUUGCCAGGCCGUGGUAGCGCGUGCAGAGCAUACUUCCGGACACGAUAACUGUGUUUACCCAUUGUAGAGCUCAA